AUGAUCGAGCAGCAGUCCCCGCUGCAGCCGCUGCUGUCAGCCGCCUACUCUCCCCCCACUGACUCGAGCGAGAGACGUCACGUUGUCUGCUGCAAGCGACACGUCGCCCGGAAGAAGCCAGACAACCGUGGAGCGCAGGGGAGCAGUUCUCCGCCUCUCAGCCAGGCCGGGCGGGGCCGCGGGGGGCGCGGCCCUCGGAGGUCCCGGCCCACGGGCCUAGGCAGGCCGCGGGCAGCAGAUGGCGCCCGUCGGGCCGCUGCGCGGGGGCCUGCAGCCGGCGCAGAGCUGGGUGCGUGGCGGCUGCCCCCCCCGCCCGCGCACGCCAGACGCCUUCCCACGGACCCCGCGACGCGGCCCCUGCGUCCUGCUCGCUCGCCAGGCACGGCUGCAGUCGCUCCUGCCCCUGGGUCCGCUCAGCCGACGGCGAGACGCGUGCGGGGCCGCGCGGGCCGGUCUAACUGGGUCUCCGCUCUCGGCCCGGCCACUCCGGUGGAAACAGGGGGCCGACUCCUGAGGCGAUGGCGGAAGCCGACGUCCGUGCUCGGGUGGCCCUCGCAGCGCAGGUGUAACGGGAGCUGCAGCGUCACAGAGCCGCCACUGACUGUUUUCGACACGGUCCCCCAGGACCCCGGAGCGGCAGUGCUCCGGGAUGGGUUCCGCGGAGUGGAGCCCAACUGCGCCCGCUCCUGA
Molecule: messenger RNA, 690 nt
Organism: Rangifer tarandus platyrhynchus (Svalbard reindeer)
Lineage: Eukaryota; Metazoa; Chordata; Mammalia; Artiodactyla; Cervidae
Source: the annotation of a GenBank genome assembly